AUGAAUAUCUCUAGGAUUUUAUUCUGUUUGCUUAUUGUUAAAUGGUCUUACUCUGGAGGAACACUAGGAUUUCGAGUUACCAUUUUCAUUGGGAACAGAGUUCACUGUCUGAGGAACUUGGGAUGCUUUAGAAUGGGACCUCCUUUCGCCCAACCUAGAAGUCCGAUCAGCUACUUACCCAACAGCAGAGAGUUUAUCAGAACCAAAUUCCUUCUGUAUACCCGUCGAGAUCCUUGGUUUAACGAGAUUUUGAUUCCCGAUCAAAUAGAAACCAUCGAGAGUUCGAAAUUUAACUCCGAAUUGCCAACUAAAGUUAUAGUUCAUGGGUGUUUGGAUAGCACCCUUCUAACCACUUGGAUGAAGAGGUUGACACUCCAGUUGUUUUCUGUCGGAGAUUAUAACGUGAUUAUUGUGGAUUGGUUUAUAGGAAGCACCUUCGCUUCGUACGCUCAAGUGGUGGCUAAUGCAAGAGUAGUGGGAGCAGAAAUUGCAUUUCUAAUCAAACGUCUUCAGCUCGUCAAGGGGGCUAAAUUAAAGGAUUUUCAUCUGAUCUGCCACAGUUUAGGAGCACACGUUUGUGGAUAUGCGGGCAAACGAUUGAGCAAUCUCGGAAGGAUAACGUGUUUAGAUCCGGCAGGUCCUUAUUUUCGUAACGUUUCUCGUAAGGUUCGAUUGGAUGCUUCGGAUGCAAUGUUUGUCGAUAUUAUUCAUACGAAUGCAGCCGAAUCAAUAUUUAAAGCAUAUCCUCGAUCCGUUUGUAUGGACACAAACAUGCAUGGCUUCGAAUCUUGCGGAUUGUGGCCUUGCAAUCGCUUUAAGAUCGGGGAUGAGGAAUAUAUUGUUCUUGACAAAGAUGCUAAUCUAAGUGAAUCAGCGGAAGUCUCCCAGAAUCUGGCAACUGAAAGGCAGCAAGAACAAACAGAUACUUUAACGUGUGUGGCACAAUCCAAUCAGAUUACUGAGCAAGAACAGACUGAAGAAGUUAAAGAUUUUUAUUCUUAA
Messenger RNA from Centruroides sculpturatus (bark scorpion), 1002 nucleotides. Its product is annotated as pancreatic lipase-related protein 2-like. The transcript has 6 exons. Lineage: Eukaryota; Metazoa; Arthropoda; Arachnida; Scorpiones; Buthidae. Bases 1 to 1002 code for a protein of 333 amino acids. The record is from RefSeq and is a predicted model, not a curated record. Gene Ontology annotation, molecular function: lipase activity.